Messenger RNA from Rhipicephalus microplus (southern cattle tick), 3480 nucleotides. It is a transcript of the gene wmd, whose product is annotated as serine-threonine kinase receptor-associated protein wmd. Lineage: Eukaryota; Metazoa; Arthropoda; Arachnida; Ixodida; Ixodidae. Gene Ontology annotation, molecular function: protein binding; RNA binding. The record is from RefSeq and is a predicted model, not a curated record. Gene Ontology annotation, biological process: spliceosomal snRNP assembly. Gene Ontology annotation, cellular component: SMN complex.
GCUCGUCGCAUGCCGGUCUCCCAGUUUCCGGCGGCAUUCGAAAAAAACAUGGCCGGCUUGAGGCAAACGCCGCUCACUUGUUCGGGUCACACCCGCCCCGUGGUGGACCUGUGUUUCUCACAGUUGUCUCCGACGGGAGCCUACUACCUGAUCUCAGCAUGCAAAGAUGGCAAGCCGAUGCUCAGACAGGGAGAUACAGGAGACUGGAUUGGGACAUUCGUCGGGCACAAAGGUGCCGUCUGGGGGGUCGCUCUCAACAAGGACGCGUCCAGGGCGGCCACAGGAGCUGCCGACUUCACCGCCAAGCUGUGGAAUGCAGUGGCAGGGGAGGAGCUCCAUACGUUUGCUCACCCCCACAUAGUGCGUUCCGUGGACUUUGACUCUGAUGGCACCAGGCUGCUGACGGGAAGCAAUGACAAGUCGCUCCGUAUCUUCGACAUCAACAAGACGGACUCUGAUCCAACUGUGAUGAAAGGACACACAUCAGCCAUCAAAAAAGUGCUGUUCCUUCAAGAUGAAAAGCGUGUCGUGUCUGCAUCAGAUGACAAGACAGUCAGGUUCUGGGAUUGCGUGAGCGGGACAGAGGUGGGCAAACUGGAAUUGCCCAGUGCCCCGAGCGACCUCGAGCUCACCCCUGAUGGCAGUAUGCUGCUGGUCACCCAUGGCCACAUGGUGAGCACAUGGAGCACUGAAACGCUCGAAAAAAUGAAGGAGUUCCAGAUUCCGAGCCAGGUCAACUCGGCAUCCCUGCUGCCCGACAAGUCGGUCUUCGUCUGCGGCGGCGAGGACUUCAAGAUGUACAAGUUUGAGUACGAAACUGGAGCGGAGCUCGAUUCAUUCAAGGGACACUUUGGACCUGUGCACUGUGUGCGCUUCUCCCCUGAUGGCGAACUGUACGCAAGUGGAAGCGAAGACGGCACGCUCAGGCUUUGGCAGACGACAUUGGCAAGACGUACUGGCCUCUGGAAGUACGUACAGCCGACUGAGGGCCCCGCCGGUGAGGGCGUGGCCAACAACAAUAACAACGACAUUCCCACACCCCCCGACGCCACCGCAGCCACGCCGCCGCCAACUGCCAACAGUGCCUGUCAAAGCAGAGGCGUGAUGUCCCUCCAAAAGGCUAGCGCAGGCAGUAAUCGGAAACUGAGCAACUGGAAAGCUUUUGAGGGGUAGUCUUGGAUUAAGUAGGAACAGAAAAAAGUGCAGGCAGCGCUGUGCGUAAAGCCUACUACAGCAUGGCUGAAGGCUAGCCUAAACCGAGGUCGGCCCACAGCCAAGAGUUUCAGAAGUGUGGUUGCUACAUGUGUAGGCGGAUUGUUCUUCUUCUUUUGCCUUUUUUUUUCUAUCAUGCUUGAAAAGGUGUGCAUAGCCGUGGAGAGGCGGCAAGUCCUCCAAUUCAUGUAUUUUUUUGUUCCGUCAUCCGCGUUAUGCGCAGAUAUUAUGUCGGUGUCUACGAGGUGAGGCUGCCAUCUUUACCAAGCUCAGAAGUACGGGCAUUUCAUAUUUUCCCUCGUCUCUUGUUUCGUAACAUUGAAACCCAUUUGCCAAAAGUCUCAAGGCAGCCAGAAGUACUUUGGAGUUCACUGCAGUAGCACGCACAAUGCUCAUGCCUUAGUUUUGUUUUUUGUCUGUUUCAGAUUAUGUCUUGAUAGUAACUUGUGUUGUGAGUGUGUUAAUAGCUUUACCAUGCCAAAAGCUUAGGGCAUACUUCACUUUUUUUGCAAGCAAAGCUUUCGUUAGGCUUAGAAUUGUGCCCUCUUUGUUGUAUAAUCAUAAAACAGGUUUGCUUUGCUAAAGGUUGGGUAAGUUUUGUACCUUGUUUAGUUUGCAGUGUGUUAGAUCGCUGGAAAGGAAAGUAUAAGUUGAGCAGGAAAGCACCGACUUCUUGCUCGCAAGAGUCUAUUGAAGCUCUUUGUUGUUAGGUUUAGCCCUGAAGCACUUGUUCCUCCAAAGUCUUCACAUUUCUUCCAUAUGGAGCACAUCAGACUUUGAAGGAGAGAGCUUGAUGCACAAGAGAGACUGCAAUUGAGUGCACUGUGUGUUGACUGCAGUGAAUGGUGCCGAAACAUUGCAAGUGGCGCUUGUUUUUUUACGACAUUAAAAUUUUUUUGCACUGUUAUUUAGUGCAUGAGUGUUCACUUAUGUUUUUCUUAGUGAUUUUGCAGCAUCGGCUUCCUAAGAAUACAGAAUACAUUUUGCAUGAAUCUUUGCUUAAUAGCAGUAAACUAUAAACUACUUGCUUACCGACAAUGUAUGUAAAUUUCGUAAAAUUUUCAAAGUAAUAAAUAUAGCACAGAAAUUCGUAGUUGCAGGGAAUUCGGUUUAAGUUAAACAACAGACUUCAACAGCAACCUCAUUGGAUGAAAGACGGCUCCAUGUUUGUAUUUGCUAACGUCACAUAGUUUGGAAUGACUUCUUAGAAUGGUAUGAGUAGCGCAGAUUGCGAUUGCAUCACACUUCAUUGGAACAGUUUUAGAUCAUGUUUGUUACCGCAGGGUUCAGUUUGCACCAAUGAAACAGAUCACUCGGAAACAAUGCUGUGCAAUGCAAAACUUUUUCGGCUUUUCAACAAAAAACAUGGAAUCGAUAUUGUGCAUUUGUCAAAAGUUUAUUUGGCCCACAGACUUUUAAUCAUAACUGAAUAAUUCUUGGUGCGUUGGGACUCUAUUUGUGCGCUUUAAUGUCCGUUGAAGGAAAAUGCGCUUGUAAUGUAACCAUGUUGUAGAAAGAGGAAUAACUUUAUUUAAAUGAAAAAAAAAUUCGCAGAGGAAUGGCAAUCAGGCCGUUUCUGGCUGCCACCUCCUCAGCUCGCUGUAUGGCCCGGAGUUGUACUUCUAGGCUCGUAUUGCAGAGUACACUUUCCCACGCCUUGAACGAGGAAGUGGUAGUUACGAGGCCAAAAAUUACAUAACAAGAUUUUGUGACCAGCGAUUACUUAUACGGUUAACCCACUUUUAGCUAAGCCUUUGUAUAUGCAUUGUUUUGGCAGUUUUCUAGUUCUGUGCAACUGUAUCUUUGGAGGUGUGCCGCUUUUUGCUAUUCGCCUACUCAACCUUUCGAGUAACAGAGGAUCCCUGUUUUUCACAUCGUGUUGAUAAUAACCGUGCACUUGUCUGGGUAGUCGCGCCUCUUAAGCCGCUGUAAAAUAAGUCUCUUAUUGCCCGUCUUUCAACAGUGCACUGCGUGAUGUUUUUUUCGAGUGCGGACAUUUGAUUUUGACGCGUGAGACGCAUAGGCUCUCCUCUUUUGCUUCCCUCACACUGGCAAUCUGCUGGUGAAUGAGUUGCGAAUGUGAACAUUUCGUUUGUGUUAUGGAUGAUUAUACAAGAUAUCCUUUGAAGCCACCAACUGUGAUUCCCAAGAAUGGUCCCUGCCCUCCUUCACCUACAACGAGAGCGACGCUUGCCUCAAGCCGGGGAGAAAAUUGUCGAAUCGUUUUGAAAUAAAAGAUUGGCGCAUAAUGCCUGAGAAAUCAAACAA